AUGAACAUGUUGGAGCAGGGAAGUUCAAGCAAUAUUCUUGCUGGCAGUUUGGCGGACCUAGUAAAGGAGAAAAGAAGAGGCUUUACCACGCAGGCCAUCACUGACAACUACAUCGAGACACCACGAGGACGUGUUCUUCCACUCACACUGCUCCCUGUUCACCCAGGGUCUCUCAGCCUACUGACCUACCUUGACAACCCCGUUGAAAUCCAGUUCUCGAAGGCUGGUGUUCACAUCGUAGUGGAAAAUUAUGCAAGCAUAGAGACAAUACCGAUUAUGAAACAAGCUGCCAAGAUACACAACUCUGUAUAUCUCCUCAUCCUGGGUUGCAAGAGAUGUCCCGGCCAGGGCAUCAGUGGAAACCAAUCCUUCUUCCCCUUGGGGCGCGUGACAAUUCCAGGCUAA
Messenger RNA from Cryphonectria parasitica EP155, 405 nucleotides. RefSeq lists its product as uncharacterized. The transcript is spliced from 6 exons. The record is from RefSeq and is a predicted model, not a curated record. NCBI's taxonomy places the organism in Eukaryota, Fungi, Ascomycota, Sordariomycetes, Diaporthales, Cryphonectriaceae. Bases 1 to 405 code for a protein of 134 amino acids.